Molecule: messenger RNA, 846 nt
Organism: Podarcis muralis (Common wall lizard)
Lineage: Eukaryota; Metazoa; Chordata; Lepidosauria; Squamata; Lacertidae
Source: RefSeq, a predicted model, not a curated record
AUGGCGUCAGGAGAGAAACUUUUCUUGGCCCCCUUUCUCCAUGUCACUUUCACACACACGCAACAGAAGUGUUUGUACGAAAGUGUGUACACUUGUCGAUUUGCACGGCUCAGCUAUUGUGUAUACAAGCACGACGACCGCACACUCACUGAAUGUUUGCAUGAGGGAGAGCCUGAAAAGGAGGCGGGCGCGGAGAGGGCGGCAAAGGGCAGGGCUGUGGUGUACCGCGUACUAAAGCCGGCCAAGUCCCUUCGAGGUAAGGAGCCGCGCUUUCCUCCGCGCCCGAGCCCACCUCUCGCUUCUUCCCGCUUUGUAGCCCUUUCUGCCCAGCUGCCUGCGCGCGGGACCCUCCCUCUAGGGCGCCCGAGGAGGAGCAGCAGCCGCCGCUGGAUCCGCUGCCCCGUGCCCUCCUCCCAGGGUGAGGGUGGCUGGGUUGGGGAGAAGCUCGCCUCCCUCUCGCCACUCCUGGCCAGCAGCUCCGGAGGAGGGUUUGACUUUAAAAACACGCAAGACACGCACACGCACACACACAUCCUAGCUGAAGUGCUCAAGUGUCUUGCGCGCUGCCUUAGGCGUUCUUCAAGGGCGCAUUUGGAGAUCCGUGACGGAGACCAGCUUGCGAGGGGACGCAACUUUGAAUCUCCGCUGAUGUAUGAAGUUUCAGAGCACCAGAGCAGUGGCACAGAUAGUUCAGGAAGCAGUCUUGGAAGCUCGGUCACAGCAUGUAAGAAGGUUCUCUGCAGUAACAGCCUGCUAGAAUCAACAGACUACUGGUCCAGAAUCAGAGGACACCAUGCCGGAUUGGCAUCGUGGAGGACCAGUUGGAGAAGAACUAUGCCUCUGUAA